Acanthisitta chloris (rifleman) is the source of this 660-nucleotide messenger RNA. RefSeq names its product TOX high mobility group box family member 3-like. Gene Ontology annotation, molecular function: chromatin DNA binding. The annotation marks the transcript as partial. NCBI's taxonomy places the organism in Eukaryota, Metazoa, Chordata, Aves, Passeriformes, Acanthisittidae. The transcript is spliced from 4 exons. Gene Ontology annotation, biological process: regulation of transcription by RNA polymerase II. Gene Ontology annotation, cellular component: nucleus. The record is from RefSeq and is a predicted model, not a curated record.
CCUGUAGAAGAAAAAGUACUUCUUCAAGAAAUGUUCAUGCUCAAGAAUUGGGAGGAAAUGGCUCUGUCACAUUUUGGAAACAAUAACAACUACAUGAACAUGGCAGAGGCAAAUAAUGCAUUUCUUGCUGCAAAUGAGACGUUCCAUACGCCGAACCUUGGGGAUGAGGAGUUUGAAAUCCCACCCAUUACCCCCCCACCCGAGUCAGACCCUGCACUGGGGAUGGCAGAUAUACUGCUGCCCUUUCAGGGCCUUGGUGACCAGCUGCCUGCACAAGGAAAUGAAUUCACACCUCAGUUUCCCCCCCAGAGCUUGGAUCUUCCCUCUAUUACAAUAUCCCGAAAUCUCGUGGAGCAAGACGGUGUCAUCCACAGCAAUGGAUUGCAUAUGGAUCAGAGUCACACACAAGUUGCUCAGUACCGCCAGGAUCACUCUCUGAUUAUGAGAUCCAUUGUCCAUAUGACUGAUGCUGCUCAUUCGGGAAUUCUGCCUCCGUCUCAGCUCACCACCAUUAACCAGUCUCAGCUAAGUGCACAGCUGGGGCUAAAUUUAGGAGGCACUAAUUUGCCACACACUUCUCCCUCCCCUCCUGCAAGUAAAUCAGCCACUCCUUCCCCAUCCAGCUCUAUCAAUGAAGAAGAUGCAGAUGAAUCGAACAGA